This is a messenger RNA of Vicia faba (fava bean), 657 nucleotides long. NCBI's taxonomy places the organism in Eukaryota, Viridiplantae, Streptophyta, Magnoliopsida, Fabales, Fabaceae. The record is from the annotation of a GenBank genome assembly.
AUGUCUUCCUCUUCCAGUGAUGAGUCUGAGCAUGUUUCUACCAAGGUUGACAGCCCCACCAAGUCGUCCUCUUCCUCAAAGAGACUGGAGUUUCACCCAUCCCUUUUUGUCACUAACAUCAAAAAGAACAUUCACUUUGUUCUAGAGAUGGAGAAAGAUAACUACACCAUACGGGAUGAAAUGUUUGAAGUUCACGCUCGUGCUCACAAAGUGGUCCAUCACAUCAUUUCACAACCAGGAAAAGAAAAACCCGCCUCUACUGAUACUGAUUUUGAAAUGUGGAUAACCCUUGAUUCCACAGUGCUCCAAUGGAUUUAUUCCACCAUCUCCCUUGAUCUCCUUACCAUGUUUCUCAGUGCAACUCCAAUAAAUCCUCUCAACAAAACUCCAAUCAUCAUCAGAACAACCGCUAUGGAUCUAGCCGCAACCGCAACAAUUGGGACUGCAACAGAGGGUGUGGAUAGUGUUGUGGUUCACACUCUGAUGGUCCCCCAGCAACAACUCCCUCUCAUCCUUUCAGUCAUGGUCUCCUUGGGGAUGAAACCCACCUCCUUGGGGUAUACCUCCUUUCCCUUACCCUAUAUCUCAAUGGACUCACCCUACCGGAACUUUGAAGUAACCAUGCAUCCUAGGUUAGUGCCCUCAGGCUCACACUGA